Messenger RNA from Seminavis robusta, 3056 nucleotides. NCBI's taxonomy places the organism in Eukaryota, Bacillariophyta, Bacillariophyceae, Naviculales, Naviculaceae. The record is from the annotation of a GenBank genome assembly.
GAGAAACCUGCUAGCUAGCUAGCUAUCAAGAGUGAGAAAAAGGAUCCACCGUUGGUCCGGUGCUUCAGUCCCAGGUUGAACCAUGAUCGAAUCUUUUGGUCUGGCCUUCAACAGCUUGCUUGCAUCAUUGCUUUGCAAAAUUCUGCAUUGCCAUGGCCGCACGUUUCGUGGAACCCACAGUGAUGAGAAGAGCACCGUGUCUCAUUUUUCUAUCAUUUAGUUGGGUAGCAUCUCAAUCUCAAUCUCAUCAUUGCUUAUUGUUUGCAUACCUGAAGGAUACUACGGUAGCUAGCUAGCUAAAACACCAUGACAGAAGAAAAAGAAGAAGGACCCAAAGUGGAACGCAUGGCCAAACUGGUCAACUUGAGUGAAGCUGACAUUGGCAAACACGUCAAGUUGCAUGGCUGGGUCUAUUCAGUCCGUACACAGGGAGCGGGUACUCUGUGCUUUGUGGAUCUUGGCGAUGGAACGACGGUGACUCCGGUCCGUUGUUUGGCCGCCAAAGUGAGUGACGAACAAGGCGCGGACAAUGCUACUACUGCCUAUUAUAAGACCAAGGAUUCUGCCUCGUUACUCGUAAACGCCAAUACGGACGAAGCGUGUUAUUCCCGUCUGAGUUUUGAGGAACUCUGUGAAACGUCCAAUCUCUCGUUGGGAUGUUCCGUCAUGAUUAUUGGCUAUGUAGCAGCACCGCCGGAAGGCACGACACAAACAUUGGAAGUCAAAGUGCUGGAACUCUUUGUCAUGGGCGGUGUGGAAGAUGCGGCGAAAUAUCCCAUUCAAAAGUCCAUUUACAAGAAACCAUUGGCCAUGCGCAGUCAUCCUCAUGCACGAUUCCGCGCACCACUGAUUCAACAAUUGAUGCAAAUUCGAGCACAAGCUCUCUUUGCCGUACACGAAUUCUUUCACAACGAAGGAGUCCCGCUCUUGGAUCCCAACAUUAUGACGGCCAAUGAUUGCGAAGGUGCGGGAGAAGUAUUCAAGAUUGCGCCCCAAAUGUUUACCAAAUUGCCCGAAGAAGAACCCAAAAAGAAAAAAAACAAAAAGAAAAAGGGCAAACAACAGGCAGAAGAAGAACAAGAAGAACCACCCAAAGAAGAAGAAGAAGAAGAAGAAACACCACCCACCGAACCCGAAAAGGGCCCCGAAGUUGGUUUGACCGUCAGUUCCCAGCUUCCACUCGAAGCCAUUGCCAUGGGCACGGGAAGUGUCUAUACUUGCCAAAAAUCAUUUCGAGCCGAAAAAUCCGACACCAACAAGCAUCUCGCCGAAUUCUUGCACGUCGAAUACGAACAAUACUUUAUUACGUUGGACGACCUCGUCGAUCAAGCCGAACGCUUUGUCAAACACGUUGUCGCGACAGUAUUGGAUCGAUGCCAACCGCAAUAUCAUUUUCUCAGUCAGAAACAUGCAUCGCCGGAUGAAUUUCACGGGCAUGCUACUUAUUUGAGAACUUUAUUGGAUAAACCAUUUGUCCGCAUUUCCCACAAAGACGCCAUUGAUGCCAUGUUACAAGAUGUUCGCGACAAGGUCCAAGUCACCAACGAGCAGGGCAAACAAGUCAAGCUCAAAUUCAAAGUCAUGCCGAAACAGGGAGAAGAUCUCGGCAGUGAGCAUGAAAAGUACCUGGUGCAAAAAUUUGGAACCUUUGUCUUUGUCACGCACUGGCCAUCGGCUAUUAAAAGUUUUUACAUGAAACAAGUCGUCGGAGACGGCACGUGCGAAUCGUUUGAUUUGCUGGCACCCCUCGUGGGAGAACUCUUUGGUGGAUCCAUGCGCGAAUGGCGGUACGAUGUUCUAGCGGAUAUGAUGGCCAAGAAGGGAAUGGAUAUGAAACCGCUCCAAUGGUUUGUCGAUUUGCGCAAGGACGGCACGGCCCCUCAUGGUGGAUGGGGCAUGGGAUUUGAUCGACUUGUCAUGUUCUUGACCAAUGCCGCGUCGGUGCGGGAUGUCGUCCCGUAUCCCGUCUAUUAUGGACAUUGUCCUUAUUAAUUUUAAAAGAAGGAUGGUAGAUUGGAUUUUAGAUGUGGAGGAGCUUUGAUGGAAGUGGUUGGUUGGCUGGCUGGCUGGAUGGCGAACGGUAGCACAGGAAAGAUGCACACGGUUGCACACGACAAUAAUGAUAAACGUAUCUUUUGAAAAUUUACCGUUGUGGAUUGCUACUUCGAGUUUCCGCAACAUUUUCAUCAGACUUUGACACGUCAUCCUCGCGACGGACCAAAGAUGAUCUCACGCCAACUCCUGUAUACAUUGCGCAUCCAUGCAAGUCCUCGCUCGUUCACUCGCCGUUUCGUUGUGCUCGUGCCUGAGAUUCACUCCUUCUUGAGCUUUUUGGUCUUAUCAUCGAUCGUCGAGGCAAAAGCAGGCUUGUAUUCCCCUCUUGCGCUGUUGCGUCAUCUCUCGAACACUUGCCGGGUUUAGGGCAGGAAGGUUCGGUCAGGGUCUCCUGGAUCUUUAUCUUGACGCACCCCUGACCUGGCCAUCUCGAGUGCUAGCUGAUGGCAACCUGACCAUGACAAGAGCAAUGUACGGGCUGAAUCAGAAUCACAACUCGUAAAGGAAAGGCACCGUAUAGUACAGUACCGACAGGAAGAACGUCUCGAGUCAUUUAUCAUACUUGUAAAUCAAAUCUAGAACAUUUAUGUUUUGCCGCUAAACAGUUCCACGAAGGAUAGACGAACGUCGCCCCGCAGUAGUACCGGCACCAUUAUGUCAUCAUACAUGUAAUCAUCAUUCCAUUCCCAACCCAAGAAGUGGGUUCCGUGUCAGAGCCAAGCCUGGGUGCUCAGGGCAAGACCACAGCUCCACAUUUAUCUCAGUAUAGUAUUGGCACCAUGCCAUUAUACGAUCACCAGUCCCAACCCAAGAAGUGGGUACCGUGUCAGAGACCGAAGCCCGAGUGCUCAGGGCAAGACCACAGUUCCACAAAACAAUCCAUGAAUUGCAGCAGACGCAAAUAUAGGGGGAACAAGAAGAACAUCCCCAAGAAGAGCAAAAGAAGGCGCAGGGCACCCGCCAUCAACGCCAUUGCGAUCCCAACCAAAAGAUCUUUUGUC